Molecule: messenger RNA, 1021 nt
Organism: Drosophila rhopaloa
Lineage: Eukaryota; Metazoa; Arthropoda; Insecta; Diptera; Drosophilidae
Gene: Cpr64Ad
Product: cuticle protein 21
Exons: 2
Coding region: 84-878 (264 amino acids)
Cellular component (GO): extracellular matrix
Source: RefSeq, a predicted model, not a curated record
CGUGGUUUUUUUGUCAAAGGUAUGUCAGUUCAUUUUCGAUAACCGACGGUGACAAUCGCACUAAACCCCACCCAAGCCUUACAAUGAAUCCUUUGACGGUUGUUGCAGUCCUCUCCUCGAUGGCCCUGUCCGCUCAGGCUGGUCUGGUUGGCGCUCCUCUGGCCGCCGCUCCUCUGGGUGCUCCUCUGGCCUACUCCGCCCCUCUGGGAGCUGCUCCGUACUUCGCUCCGGCUGCGUACUCCGCCCCUCUGGGAUACAACGCUCCUCUGGCAUACAAUGCCCCUCUGGGAUACAACGCCCCUCUGGUGGCUGGACCUGCUCCCUUGGUGGCCAAGACCUACGCCGCCGCUCCUUUCGCCGCUGGACCCUUCGCCGCUCCAUUCGCCGCUCCAGUUGCCCCAGUUGCUGCCCGCCUGGCUGCCCCAGUUGCCGCUCCUCUGGCUGCUCCAGUUGCUGCUCCUUUGGCUGCUCCGGUUGCCGCUCCCCUGGCUGCUCCAGUUGCCGCCGUUGCCGCUCCCCUGGCCGCUCCAGUGGCUGCACCCAUCGCCACCGAGAUCGUGGAUGCUCACCCCCAGUACAAGUUCGCCUACGAUGUCCAGGAUACGCUGACCGGUGACUCCAAGACCCAGGAGGAGACCCGUGAUGGUGAUAUCGUGCGCGGAUCCUACUCCCUGAUCGAGCCCGAUGGUUCCCGUCGCAUUGUCAGCUACUACGCCGACUCCAUCAACGGAUUCAACGCAGUGGUGCAGAAGGAUGUGCCAGUGGCUGUUGCCCCAGUGGCUCCAGUUCUGGCCAAGACCGUGGCUGCUCCCGUGGUGGCUGCUGCCCCAGUCGCUCCCGUGUUCGCCAAGACCCUGGCCGCCCCCAUCGUUGCCUAAGGAGGAGGAAAAGGAGCCGGAAAGGAAGGAUUGACCCCAACUCGACAAAGGACUUUCAUCUGUACAUAUUCGAUUAAUCAUUGUCGAGCUACAAAAUAACUUUCAUCGCAAAACCCAAAAUAAAUAAAAAUUCUGAAAACAAA